Molecule: messenger RNA, 2222 nt
Organism: Lytechinus variegatus (green sea urchin)
Lineage: Eukaryota; Metazoa; Echinodermata; Echinoidea; Temnopleuroida; Toxopneustidae
Exons: 8
Coding region: 186-2207 (673 amino acids)
Source: RefSeq, a predicted model, not a curated record
CAAAUCGCUUCCAUUGAUCCGGCCGUACACAAACUGGGCUUAAUUUUCACAAUACUCCACAUAUACUAUUUUUCACAACCGUGUUUCUCUAUUGGAAAGGCUAAAUGCAACCACUAUAAGGCGAUUCAAAGUUACUCAGUCAUCUGUUCGUGAAUUAAUAUUUAUAUGUACUUGGAGGGGCCAUCAUGGACAGGCAGAAGUUGUAUUUACAAUUUAUAUUGCUCUUUAUCUUGAUCUUCAAUGGAGUAGUAUGUCCAAAUGGUGAAUUAAUGUGUGUGUAUCAAGGUAAUGAUGGUAUGAGAGAAUUUUCAGUGGAUGCCGAUACUGAUCAGCUGGACAUGUCCUUUGAUGAAGCCGUACCAAUUGAUGCUCGUGCGAACAUAUCAUGUGGUUCUAAUGAUGAAGGGGGACAUUCCUUCGAGCUUGUCGCUCAAGAGGAAUGGCAAAUUCUUCUUCGUAUAUCUCCGAUAGACAGUGAUGACGUCAUCGUCGAAGCCUUCAAUGAGAAUUAUGAUCACGUUAUAUCGAGUGAAAACCACCAAUCCGGUUAUCCGAUGUAUCUGCUCUCUGAGACAAAUAUUCUGAAGAUUUUUUCUGAAUAUAAAAAUCGGGGAGGCUUAAACAGGAGGUUUAUGCUCAAUGCCCGGGCAGUCAAAUUAGUUGAACAACAUAAUCUACAAGAUUCGACGUCCUGUUACGACCAGGAAAGGGAUGGCCAAUCUGGUGCUUGGAUAUAUCGAGUCACCUGUGACCAUAUCCAUCCUACCUACGACAGUGUGCUCAUAUCAUAUCGGCAAGGCCAAGGGAUGUCAGACACAUACAGAACAAUUAUGUGCGAGAAAUUUCAUGAUGAACUUCCCGGCACCUCCACCAUGCCGCGGGUUGACACCUGGCCGAAUUUAUCAUGCUUUCGUAAAUCAACCAAAUUAGUGAUGAUCGUUGUCUCCGCACAAAUGCAGAUGGCAUCCGACGUCUUGAUAGAAACAAUCGUCUUUCGUGGUUCCGGUGAAAAGAGUGAAAGGAGAGCUACACUGAUCAUUGUACCAAUUGUCGUUGUCAUCGCGGCUAUCUUGAUACUUGCGUUUGUGGCAUUCAUGUGGUGUAAACGAAGAAACAAAAAGGAGACGGCGAAUGCAGAUAUCAUCUCAGCUAAAAACGACCCAAACAUGCCGAAUAGCUGUAGAUCAGGAGAGAGCAUGGAGGCUGAGAAUCCUCGAUACACGGCUUCGAACCCCGCGUUAGAACACGAAGGUUCCUCGAACGUGAUCAAUCGGGGUGAGGAAUCGACUACCUACAAUGAGAUCGGAGAACAGGACUAUCACCACUACUACUACCCAGAUAGCAUACCAGGAAACACAUCGGUUGGUGUGACCACUUCUGUUGAGUCUGGUCUGUAUCAAGAGCUCAUCAAAGGUGAAAAUGGCGCUGCCGGUGCUGUGGAUAAGAACGCGGUAAAUAAAGGUCCCGAUCAUGGAACGUCCAGUGACCAACAUACCUACCAGGAAUUGCAACGUGACUUUAGCACCACCAAUGGUGUUCGCCAAGAUGGUGAUCUUCCACUAGCUCGAGCCUUACAGGAAGCACCCGAAAAUGAGAACGGCUACCAGGCUCUCCAGAAGCCUACCCCUGAAUACGCUACCCUAGAACUGCCUUCAGACAUUGCAACAACACCGCAAACUGGACAGACGUUAACUUCCUCUUCUCACGAUAAAGAGCUUCCUUCAGAUACGAGGUACGAAGCUCUCCACCAAGGACCAAAGAUCGUUGGACACCAAGAAAGCUCCGCGGGAUAUAGCACACUAACGCCGACAGAUGAAACAGCAGGCGAUGAUUACGAAACUCCAGAUGCAGGGCCGAGGGUGACACAUGCCUCUCACGAUCCGAGUUCUGCUACCGAGGAGCCAUACGAUCGCCUCGAACGCACCAGGCCUUCAGAUGCUUCACCAAUUAUUGACCAGCCAAAGACUAACGGCACUGUAUCUAACCCUGACGAUGAUUACCAGACACCAAUCGGAGCAGCCGAAGAUCAUCUGAAUGAAUACCAGACCCUGGAGGACCAAGGAUAUCACCAAGAACCUGCAGCAGGCCUUGAAGAUGAUCAUGACUACUCACAUCUUCAGAGGAACCUGGGACAAAAACCCGAUUCCGGUGUGACCAAUGACAACGGUGGGGAUAAUUCUUACGGAAAGUUACAAAUUCAGCGAUAAGUAAAAUUCAGAAUA